This is a messenger RNA of Cercopithifilaria johnstoni, 567 nucleotides long. Lineage: Eukaryota; Metazoa; Nematoda; Chromadorea; Rhabditida; Onchocercidae. The record is from the annotation of a GenBank genome assembly.
AUGUUACGCUUACUGAAUAGACAGAUUAUACGUCAGGGGAUUAAUGCUGUAACUAAUGGUUCACGAAUUCAUUCCACCAGGAAUUAUUUUUUGGGGUCCAGGUAUCCGCUGUCAUCAGUGUUUAGAAAUAUUGACAGGCAGCUGCAGGAAAUUGAGCAACAGUUUGAUCGAGUGUUUUGGAAUUCACGCGAAUGGUUUAAUAAUUUUCGACCUAUAGGAGUUCGCGAACAUCCUUCGCAAAUAGAAGCAUAUCGCGUUCUAAAUCCAAUCGUGGAAGAAGAUGGCGUGAAAAAAUUCUUGUUGGAACUGGACGUUCGUAGAUUUAAACCGGAAGAGGUUAUUGUCAAGACUAAUGCGAAAGAAAAUACACUGACAGUUCAAGCGAAACACAAAGAUGACGAGACAAAUUUUGAAUAUUUGCGUAAAGUUACUCUGCCACAAGGAGUGGUUAGUAAAGAUAUGACAUGCCAUUUUACAUCGGAUGGGAUUUUGCAAAUCAAAGCACCAUAUAAUGCGCCACAAGAAGCCAUUGCCGUCGAUACAGAAAUUCCCGUAAAGCAUGAAUGA